This is a messenger RNA of Cervus elaphus (red deer), 2066 nucleotides long. RefSeq names its product transmembrane protein 171 (gene TMEM171). Lineage: Eukaryota; Metazoa; Chordata; Mammalia; Artiodactyla; Cervidae. Bases 1003 to 1983 code for a protein of 326 amino acids. The transcript has 4 exons. The record is from RefSeq and is a predicted model, not a curated record.
CCCAUCCCGAAACCGCCUGGUUCAAGGGCAAAGUUACCAGUUUAAUUCCGGCACAUCACUAGCGACUGAGAACCGGGAAGGGAGUUCGAUGGCAAAGAGGGACUGUGACCAUACGUGAGUCUCGGAGCUAGGACGGAAGGUCUGAACGGCUCGGGCAGGGAGGACCCUUGUCUCACACGCUAAUGGAGCGCACGUUUCUGUGACCUGGUGUCUUUAUAACCUGUUCGUCCGGGCGCUCGCGGCAAGAGGCUCGCUCCACGGACCCCGGCCAAGAUCUCCGGAGCGGCAGGAGGGCCACAGGCCACUGGGGGGACCGUCGCAGAGGGCGCAGCGGCGGGAACCCGGGGACCCCUGCCUAGGCGGCGGGCAAGCCGAAGAGAGGGGCAGGGGCUGUCCUUUUCCCCCACUCGCAGCCCAAAUUCUGGGCUCUCGGCCCGGAAGGGAACCGGCUCCUACACGCCGCCUGGAUCUCGACCGUCGCCUUGUGACUUGGGACAGCCAGGAGAACCCCAACUUGCCGCCCCCUGCCCGAGGGCCACAGGUCAAGGAGGUGGCCGCGGCGGGGCACUUUUCCCGGAUUCCUUGCGCGCACGGGUACGGACGCGGAAGCCGCCCGGGCCCCGAAGCUGCCCCUCACUCUCCACCCCGGAGCCGGCGCGCCUCUGGUCCGCAAGGGCAGCACCAGGCGGCGGCCAGCUCCGGCCAGUCCGCCCGGCCCUGCCCGCGCCCCGCGCCUCCCCGCACCGCCUCCUCUGUAAACACCGCGCGGCCCGCCCUCGCGCCCCGACGCGCAGGUGGGAGAGCGCGGGCCCGCUGGGUGCUGGCCAGGCCGCGGGCGGGGGCGGGGGCGGGCGCCGCGCUCUGCCGGGUGCCCACGGCCCGUGCUGCCCGCCGACUGCCGGCGCCGGCAGCGCGCUCGCAGGACCGAGCCUCAGAGCUGCUAAAACCAUCGAAGGGAACACACACAUCCCACCCACCUCGGGCAAGGGGCCUCUCCUGGCCAUGUCUCCUGCAGCUGCUGCCGAGCCAGACGGGGUCCAGGAAGACAGGCAUGUCAGCAAGCUCAUUUUCUUCCUUUUUGUCCUCGGUGCCAUCCUGCUGUGCGUGGGAGUCCUGCUCUCCAUCUUUGGGUUCCAGGCGUGCCAAUACGAAACCUUCCCAGACUGCAGCGUGGUGCUGAAGAUCGCCGGACCGGCGUGUGCCGUGGUUGGGCUGGGGGCUGUGAUCCUGGCCCGCUCGCGGGCACGACUUCAGCGAACUGAGGCGCGCCUGCGAGGCAACAACCAGGGGGACUCCGACCGACCCUUCCUCUGUGGGGAGAGCCGCCAGUUUGUCCAGUGCCUCAUCUUUGGGUUUCUGUUCCUGACGAGCGGCAUGCUCAUCAGCGUACUGGGCAUUUGGGUCCCUGGGUGUGGCUCAGACUGGAUGCAGGAACCGCUGAACGAGACAGACACGGCUGACUCGGAGCCCCAGAUCUGUGGCCUCCUGUCCCUGCAGGUCCUGGGGCCCUUGAUUGUGCUUGUGGGGUUGUCUUUCUUCGUGGUCGCCCACGUUAAGAAGAGAAACGAUUUGAAUGGGACCCAGGAUGCUUCUGAAAGUGAAGAGAGACAAACCCAGAGCCUGGAGCCUGUCCAGGUGACUGUAGGUGAUGCCGUAAUCAUAUUCCCACCCCCUCCACCACCUUACUUUCCUGAGUCUUCAGCUUCUGCAGCUACUCGGAGUCCUGGGGCUGACGGUUUGCUGCCAGAUGAACGCCCACCUUCAUAUUACAGUAUUUUUCACUCUGGGUCCCCAACUCCUGAGGGCCAAGGCGCGGCCUCUGAGAGAGAUUGUGAAUCGAUAUAUACGAUUUCUGGGACCGCUUCAUCCUCUGAGACCUCCCACACUCUCCACCUCUUGUCUGAUCUGCCUCCCAGAUACGAAGAAAAAGAAACUGCUGCUGCCACAUCCUUGCCUCCAUCUUCUGAGCCUUCCCUGCCAUGAACCAUGGACUCAUGUUCAAUUUUAUAUAGAAUCAAUCACUAUUUUAUUUAAUUUGUUUUCUAAUAAAAAAUACAGUAGCAUCA